Messenger RNA from Sebastes umbrosus (honeycomb rockfish), 5862 nucleotides. RefSeq names its product Janus kinase 1 (gene jak1). The transcript is spliced from 25 exons. Gene Ontology annotation, molecular function: non-membrane spanning protein tyrosine kinase activity; ATP binding; cytokine receptor binding. Gene Ontology annotation, cellular component: cytosol; membrane; cytoskeleton. The coding region runs from base 285 to 3824 and encodes 1179 amino acids. Gene Ontology annotation, biological process: cytokine-mediated signaling pathway; tyrosine phosphorylation of STAT protein; hemopoiesis. NCBI's taxonomy places the organism in Eukaryota, Metazoa, Chordata, Actinopteri, Perciformes, Sebastidae. The record is from RefSeq and is a predicted model, not a curated record.
GGAAGUGGGCAGCUCGUUGUCAGGAAGGGUUAGCGAGAGAACAGAGGAGACUGCGUCUCUGUCUAAAGCUGCUAUUCAUCAACAAAUUACGUGGAUUUAACCUACUGUUUCUCUCCCUCUGGAUACUGGACAUUUUCCUCGAGAAGCUUGGGAAUCAAAUAGCCGACAAAUAGACUUAAAAACGCGUCUGUAGAGGAGCUACAACUCGGUCGAAGCGUCUUGAUGUACUAAAAACGAAACGGAAGUAACUUGCCAGCUGUCUGGCGAAGCUCCUGAGUGUCUGAAUGCCAACUCUGUGGGUGAUGGAGUUGAGCCGGCAACUCUGUGGGAAGAUGAGGAGGUCCAGUAAGAGGACCCAACUCUCCUCUUCUCCUACUUCCACUCGGGGCCUGGAGAUCCACUUUUACACACCGGAGGUGCACCAGCUAGAGUACUUCAAAGGCUGCUACACCGCGUUGGAGCUCUGUGUGGAUGCUGCCAAGAAAAGCUCAAUCUCUCCCUUGUGCCAUAACCUAUUUGCCCUGUAUGAUGAGUCAACUGGCACGUGGUACCCCCCCAACUAUGAGUUCAAGAUCACAGAUGAAACCAGUCUGAAGCUGCACUAUCGCAUGAGGUUUUAUUUCAAAAACUGGCAUGGCACCACUGAAGGAGAGUCUCCAGUUUGGAGACACUGCAUCAGCAAACUCAAAGGAGUAGGACUUAGCCCACAGAAACCUCCAGAAGGAACUCCCCUACUGGAUGCUGCCUCUCUUGACUACCUGUUUGCCCAGGGCCAGCAUGACUUUCAGACAGGCGUGGUUCCACUGAGGAUAUCCCACUCCGAGGCAGAGCAACACGAGAUAGAAAAUGAGUGUUUGGGCAUGGCUGUGCUUGCGAUCACUCACUAUACCACGAAUAUGGAUAUGCUCCCGCCCACUGCUUCCAAUGAAAUCAGCUACAAGCGUUUCAUCCCUGAAUCGCUGAACGGCAACAUUAAGCAGCGCAACUUCUUGACACGCAUCCGCAUCAACAACGUCUUCAAGAAAUUCCUCAGUGAAUUCAACCGCCGCACAAUGAAAGACAGCAACAUCACGCCAUACGACCUGAAGAUCAAGUACCUGGCCACGCUGGAGGGCCUGACCAGCGGCCUGGGCAGCGAGCUGUUUCAGCCCAUCUCGCUCGGUGUAACGCAGGAAGGAGAUCUCUGCAAUGGAGGUUACUAUGGGUACUACAACCAGGGCCAAGGGCAGAACCAGAGUCUGAACAUAGAGCCUUGCCAUGAUAUGAUCGUCCUGGUUACUGGUACCACUGGCAUUGCAUGGAGGAAGAAGCCCGCUACAACACCUGCGGCCGGCAAAGAAAAAGGCAAGUCAAAGAAGAACAAGUUAGAUGGAAAACAGAAAAAUGACAAGAAGAAAGAUCCAAGCGAAGACUGGUCCGUAUUCUGUGACUUCCAUGAGAUCACACACGCUGUCGUCAAAGAGGCGACGGUCACCAUCUCUAGACAGGACAACAAGAGGAUGGAGUUGCAAAUGGCUUCUAGGAGCGAAGCUCUGUCCUUUGCAGCCCUUGUGGAUGGGUACUUCAGGCUGACAGUUGAUGCCCACCACUUCCUGUGCAAGGAGGUGGCCCCUGCUUCAGUGGUGCACAACAUCAACAACGGCUGCCACGGACCCAUCUGCACGGAGUACGCCAUCCACAAGCUGCGUCAGGAGGGCAACGAGGAGGGCACCUACAUCCUGCGCUGGAGCUGCACUGACUACCAGUACAUCAUCAUCACUGUUGUCUGCACUGAGAUUGACCUGAAGGAGUCUCGUCCUGUGCGUCAGUAUAAGAACUUCCAGAUUGAGGUGUCCAACGAUGGGUGCCGCCUGUACGGCACUGAGACGUUUCGGGCCAAUCUCGUCGACCUGCUGGAGCACCUGGAGGGCCAAAGCCUUCGCACCGACAACCUACAGUUCCAGCUGCUGCGCUGCUGCCCUCCACAGCCUAGAGAGAUUUCCAACUUGCUGGUGGUCACUAAAGAGAGAGCACCGACCCCUCAGACACCCAUGCAGGAGAGCCAGCUGAGCUUCCAUCGCAUUCUCAAGGAGGAGAUUGAACAGGAUGAGCAUCUUGGACGAGGCACAAAAACCAACAUCCACUCAGGCACACUGAAGGUGAAGAGUGAGGAGGACGAGGAUGCAGGUUACUCUUCCUUCCAGGAGGUCAAGGUGGUCCUGAAGGUGCUGGGUUCUGGACACAGGGACAUCUCCCUGGCCUUCUUCGAAACAGCCAGCAUGAUGCGACAGGUGGCCCAUAAACACAUAGUGCUGCUGUAUGGAGUGUGUGUUCGCCACCAGGAGAAUAUCAUGGUUGAAGAGUAUGUCCAGCAAGGACCACUGGACUUAUUUAUGAGGAGACAGAAGAGCCCACUCGGCACACCAUGGAAGUUCCAGGUGGCCAAGCAGCUGGCCUCAGCUCUCAGCUACUUGGAGGACAAAAAGCUGGUCCAUGGCUUUGUGUGUGCUAAAAACAUCCUGCUGGCCAGAGACGGACUGGGCACCGAUGAAGGAGGGCCCUUCAUCAAGCUCAGUGACCCAGGAAUACCAAUCACAGUACUCACCAGAGAGGAGUGUGUGCAUCGUAUCCCAUGGAUCGCUCCGGAGUGUGUGAAGAGCCCGUCUUCUCUGAGCGUCGCAGCUGAUAAGUGGGGCUUUGGUACCACCCUGUGGGAGAUCUGCUACGAUGGAGAGGUCCCCCUCAAAGACAAGAAACUCACAGAGAGGGAGAGGUUUUACGAAACAGAGUGCCAACUGGCCACCCCAGACUGCAAAGAGCUGGCUGAACUGAUGACGCACUGCAUGAACUACGACCCCAAGAAGAGACCUUUCUUCAGGGCUAUCGUCAGGGACAUAGACAUGCUAGAAGAGAAGAACCCGUCUAUCAAACCACAGCCUACACCAGAGGUGGACCCAACUAUGUUUGAAAAGAGAUUCCUGAAGAAGAUCAGAGAGCUGGGAGAGGGCCACUUCGGUAAGGUGGAGCUGUGUCGCUAUGACCCUCGGGGAGAUAAAACAGGUGAGAUGGUGGCAGUGAAAUCCCUGAAGCCUGAGAACCGAGACGAGCAGAGCAACAACCUCUCGACUGAGAUCGACAUCCUGAAGGCACUCUACCAUGAGAACAUUGUCAAAUACAAAGGCAUCUGCCAAGAGGAAGGUGGUCAGGCCAUUAAGCUGAUCAUGGAGUACCUUCCACUGGGCAGUUUGAAGGAGUAUCUACCCAGAAACAAAAGCAAGACCAGCCUCAAAACCCUGCUCAGCUACUCUGUCCAAAUAUGCAAGGGAAUGGACUAUCUGGGAUCUCGAAAUUACAUACACCGGGACCUGGCUGCACGUAAUGUGCUGGUGGAGAACGAGAGGACGGUGAAGAUUGGAGAUUUCGGCCUCACCAAGAGCAUCAAGGACAAUGAGGGAUAUUACACCGUCAAAGACGAAAAUGACAGCCCUGUUUUCUGGUAUGCUCCAGAGUGUCUGACCUUCUGCAAGUUCUACCUUGCCUCAGAUGUUUGGUCCUUUGGGGUGACGAUGUACGAACUCAUCACCUACUGCGACUACUCCAAGAGCCCGAUGACGCUCUUCCUUGGCAUGAUUGGUAAAACUCAAGGUCAGAUGACUAUCCUCCGAUUGGUGAAGGUGUUGGCAGAAGGAAAGAGAUUGCCAUGUCCUGAGGGCUGUCCUGAACCUGUGUACGAGCUCAUGCGCAGGUGCUGGGAGAACAUGCCCGACAGGAGAAUCACCUUUAAACGCCUGGUGGAGGAGCUGAGCAACAUGCAGCAACAGCUCCAACCACAAAACGGACUUUAAACCUCCUCAAAAUGUUUGAGGCUCUGAGAGUGAUGUUGAUUUUUGCGUGCAGACUCGGGACCAGAUGUGAACGGUAACACUGACCCCAGAUCAGCAUCUGCCUGUGCAGCUUCAUUGUACUGAGAGACAGUCCUGAAGGAUCAGAGCUUCACACAAAGCUGUGCUCCUUCAUACUCAUAUAUAAACCUUCCACAACCAUGAAAAGACUUUAAGUCCUAUCAGUCAUGCCAUAUUUUUUAUGUUUUUAUUUCUCCAGUUUGUUUAAUUACUCCAUUAUUUCCUAAUUCGAGUUGAGUAUUGGAUGAAACAAGUUAAUCCUCUCAAAUCUUGUAACCUUAGCUCAUGCUUUAUGUGACCUUAUAUUUUAUAAAGGACCUCCAAAUGUAUCUAAGGGAUUUAACACUCUGCAUUGUCAGAAAUGUCAAACUCACAUGGACUCGUCGCUCUUAUAAUGUGCGCCAAAGGCUUUUAUAAUCAUUUGGAGUCGAGGCCGAUAUCGCUCUCACUGAUGGACGCUUGAAAGAUGGAGACCGAGCAGAGAAAGGAACUGUUUAACGUCCACGUCCACACAGUUCAAUGGCUGUGUGGUAGCCUUCUUUGGGAGACACCCACUGGAUCACUAAUGAAUCAUGUUGAUAAUAUCUUGGAUGGAUGGACAAAGGCAUUAAUACAGAUACUGAAGAUGUGGUUCUUUAACGUUUUGUCUUGGACUCCUGUUCGCCUGAUUUUGUAUUUCUUUUAGCCAUGAAGUAAUCUGUGAUAGAUUUUCUUUCAUUAUGUGCAGAUGCAGUGACAAAGAUCUGGCUUUAAAUUACAGCCAGCAAUCAGUAAACAAUGUUGCUUUCACUGUGUUGUUGUCAUCGGCAUUUUAGCUGGGAAAAAAAUGACAAACAUUCAUUGGCUCUAGAAGACAUCAUAUUUUAAGUUUUAGUAAACGGACAGGCAUUUUUCACUAUUUUCAGACAUUUUAUAGACCAAUUAAUCAAGAACAUAAUCCAAAGAUUAAUUGUUUUCAGGCUGCAUUGUUUAAAUGUGUAAUAAAUGCUUGUCUCACCCCAAGUGACCUGCAUCUGCACAGCAAAUCUACUUUUUUUUUCUAUUACAGGUUAUGGCUCUCUAAUCAUCUUCCAUGUUGUUUCAGGAAUCACAUCUUUUGCACUGUGUUAAGGUCCUAUGAUUGAUUGAGUUGGUCCGGUUUAUAAUCUCUAAACGGGUUUGGUUUGUUAAAUGUAACAAAUCUUAAAUUGAGAACUGUAUGCAUCUGAUUAAUUGCCUAAAUCACAUAUACAGCUGGUAACUUGUUAGUUGAGGAGUGAGAGAUUAAGACAAGUACCUGUGAGAGACACUUGAGGGCAGCAUCACGUCAAUUUUCCUCUGCUGUUUAUGUAGCUUUCCACACAUACUUUAUGAAAUAUCUAUGUACCGUACUGAAUAGUGCAAAAAGAGAUCCAAUUGCCAUUAUUGCAGAUUGUAUAUGAAAGGACUUCAGGUGGUGCACAGGGCUUGAAGUGAGAGAGAAUCAUUGAUUAUUCACAUGGUAUUUUAUGUUUAUUUGUUGUUUCAGUUAAAAAGUAUAUUAUUUCUUUUAGUGAUAUUCAUGAUUAUGUAAGUGCAUUUUAUUUGUACCGUUUCCUUUUGAAUUCUUCAAUAUGCCCCGAACAUUUAUAAAAGUGUAUUUUAUCUGUGAGUAUGUGAAAUUUGAGCAGAGGGUUUUUUCUGUUGUAAAUCCAUCAGUAGACAUGAGCCGUAAAAUCUCACUCAGUGAUAGAUUAUCAUGACUUCAAGAAAUGGUCAGUUUCUUCAUAUUAUCGUGUGGCUUUUACUGUGAACUUUGGCAGAAAAAAAGGACUAUCGAGAACACAAAGUUGCGCUUCAGUCCACAUUAUAUUUAGGAAUGUAAAAGACAAUUCCUUCUGCUCAAAAUUAGAGAAAAGAAAUAUAUAUUUUUCAAAAAAAUAAAACGAAUGUAUCAAUAAUGGCAAGUACAAGUAUCCAUUAAUACAAAUUGAAUUAAAUAAAUUUGUUGUGUUCUGUCUGA